Messenger RNA from Hepatospora eriocheir, 486 nucleotides. The record is from the annotation of a GenBank genome assembly. Lineage: Eukaryota; Fungi; Microsporidia; Hepatosporidae.
AUGAAGCAAUUUAUUAAAAAUCUUCAUAAUAUGAAUCCUUUUAUUUCAUCUAGGGAAAUAAUUGAAAAAUUGAAUAAGAAAUUUAAUUUAAAGGUUUCAAGACCAACAAUAUCAAGAUUUUUAAGUAGUUUAGAACUUUUAACUAACUUGGCAUUGAAAAAGCCUUUAUUAAGACCUGUCAAUAUUAAACAAAGAUUUGAAAUAUGUAAAAAUUUUUUAGGAAUGAAGAACGAAACCCUUAAAAGGAUAAUUUUUUUAGAUGAAGUAAAAAUUAACCUAUUUACUAGUGAUGGGGCAAGAUAUGUUAGACAUUACCCAGGAGAAAGACAUAACAGUAAAAAAAUUGUACCCACAGUAAAACAUGGAGGAGGAUGUGUUAUGGUCUGGGGCUGUAUAUCAUAUCAAAGUGUUGGUAGACUAGUAUUUAUCGAAAAUAUUAUGACAGGGGCUGCAUAUAAACAAAUUUUAGCAAAAAAUUUAAGAUAG